AUGGGUGCACCGCAGGGCUGUGUCCUGAGUCCUCUACUAUUCACCUUGCUUACACAUGACUGUGUCACCAGAUAUGAAUGCAACAGAAUUAUCAAGUUCGCAGAUGACUCCACAGUCAUAGGUCUUGUCAGGAAUGGCAUGGAAACAGCAUCUAGGAGUGAAGUGGAACAUCUGCUUGGCUGGUAUGACAGCAACAAUCUGGCACUGAAUGUCAGCAAGGCCAAGGAACUGAUUGUGGACUUUAGGAUAUCUGAGGGAGCACAUCAACCUCUGGAAAUCAAGGGAGUAGCAAUCAUCUUCUAUGAGGACCGGGACUUCCAGGGUCAUCACUAUGAGUGCUACAGUGACUGUGGCAAUCUGCAGUCUUACGUCAGUCGCUGUAAUUCCAUCCGGAUCGACAGUGGGUGCUGGAUAAUCUAUGAGCAUCCCAAUUACACAGGGUAUCAGUACUUCCUGACCAAGGGAGAGUACCGUGAUUAUCAAAGUUGGAUGGGUUUUAAUGAGAAAGUCAGGUCUUGCCGCAUGAUUCCUACAGUAAGUACUCUACCCUACAGGGGAUCAUAUAGAGUGAGGGUCUAUGAGAGGCCUGAAUUCGGAGGUCAGAUGAUGGAGUUCACAGAUGACUGCCCAUCUGUCCAUGAUCGAUUCCACUACCAGGACAUCCACUCCUGCAAUGUGUUAGAAGGUUACUGGCUCUUCUAUGAACAUCCCAACUACAGAGGAAGACAGUACUUCCUCAGGCCUGGCGAGUACAGAAGGUACAAUGAAUGGGGUGCCCUAACCUCUCGAAUUGGCUCCUUCAGACUCAUCAUGGAUUGUUAUUAA
Messenger RNA from Protopterus annectens (West African lungfish), 825 nucleotides. RefSeq names its product gamma-crystallin M2-like. The coding region runs from base 1 to 825 and encodes 274 amino acids. The record is from RefSeq and is a predicted model, not a curated record. Gene Ontology annotation, biological process: lens development in camera-type eye; visual perception. The transcript is spliced from 3 exons. Lineage: Eukaryota; Metazoa; Chordata; Ceratodontiformes; Protopteridae. Gene Ontology annotation, molecular function: structural constituent of eye lens.